Dentiscutata erythropus is the source of this 1561-nucleotide messenger RNA. NCBI's taxonomy places the organism in Eukaryota, Fungi, Glomeromycota, Glomeromycetes, Diversisporales, Gigasporaceae. The record is from the annotation of a GenBank genome assembly.
AGCUGACCAAGUAAAUGUGGCGAAUCCUGAACAACUAUUUUUACAAGACUCUACUCCAAAAAUCUUUAGAACCGAUAAAUCGUCACAUUCUAUUAUUAUUAACCAAAAAUCUUCUCCGGAUACAAGGCAGAAAGUGCCCAACACGUCAAAAUAUCAACUAAAUAUUCGUAAAAAUCAGCAAUGUUCUCCUGCUGAUAUUCCUACAUCUUCGCUACCUCCCGCUGCUGACGGCGGAUUAUUAACCUUUGAUCAAAGCAAGGGCCAAUUACUAUGGGCACCAGAAGGUUAUCAAGGGAACUCAAAGAAACGCCGACUAAACGGUGGUUCAUUAACAUCGUCAAAGUCCUAUGACGUAAAAGUACCAAGACCCCCUAAUGCAUUCAUCAUAUAUCAUCGAACAAAAUCUAAGGAACUUGCACAAAUCAAGUCUAAAGCACGAAACUCGGACGAACGUCAUCCAUCAAAAACUGUGGCAGAGAUGUGGAGAGAAGAAUCUGAGGAAGUUAAAUUACGAUAUCAAAGGGAAGCUGACUUGGCCCUUGUAGAACAUAAAAGGAAAUAUCCAUAUUAUAAAUAUAGACCAAAAAAAAGAGAUAGUAAAAAUAAAUGUAGCUUAUCUCUUAAUUCAGCAGAUUCUACAAAAGCAACUGACUUUGAUGACUCAAAAGACUCUUCUCAAGUUCCUAUAGAACAUAGAAAACAGGCUUCGAUGGAAUCAGCUUUCUCUGUAUAUGCUUUACAAUCACACAGCGAUCCAAAAGAGGAAAAUGAUUCAAAUUCAGCCAAUACAAUGUUCACUAACAAAAAUUCUCCGCCUCAGACGCCCGAUUUUCCUGGUGAACAUGCACAAUUGAGUUACCAAUCUCAAUGUCCUAAUUGUAGUUGUAGUACACAAAAUAGACAAAAUAGAGGACCAGAACAAAAAUUAUGGGCUGAUUAUUCACUUUCUCAAGUUUCAUCUGCAACAAAUUUACAACCAGGACUUUCAAUGUACGCACAGUCAGAUUUGAAUCCGAUUUUUUCGUUUUAUUUAAUCCCCACCAAUAUCCCCAACACUAUAGAAUUGAUGCCGCCUGCAGAUAGUCCAGUUACUCCAACUUAUUCAUCAGCAAUGAACGAACCAAGUUUUACAAACUUGGAAAAUCAAUUUUCUUCUAACAUUAACAACAUUAAUGUAAAUGUCCCAGCUACUACAGCGGAUAUUAUCACAAUCCCAAUUCCUUCUGAUGAAACAACACAAUCGACAACUAAUUGGGGUAUUUCAAGUUAUAUCAUCCCUUCUCAGUCUACUUCAACAAUAAUGCCUUCAACCUUACCACAAGCACCACCUCCAACACCAACGAGUCCAGUUGAAGUUUUAGCAUGGAAUUAUUCUGAUACCAAUUUUGCAACUAACACUUCGACCCAAAUUGACAAUCAACAACAAAGUCUUCAACUGCCUACACAAUCAAAUAAUCAUGUACAUUUAUCGUUACAAUCCCCUCAUUCCAAUUAUAUUACAUCGAACACUUCUCAAGAGGAUUACGGUUUUACUACAGUAAACUUUAAUUUCUCAAUGUAA